AUGAAACUCCCAUGGCUGUCCGCGCUCUUAACAAGCGCUCUCCUACCCACCACCCUCGCCAGCGCACUGCAUAGCAUCCCCUCCGCAAUAAUCCCAGGGGCACGCAUCAUCCCAGCAAGCGACACAGCAACGCUCAAACACCUAGGCGGCCACCAUCACCACCACCGUGACCGACGAACGGUGACGAUCCGGCCGUCGCGCAAUGACACGGAUGACAUCUCGCGUGAUUUCCUGUGGGGGAUAAAGCGCGCGAACCACGGGGGCAGACUGCUGCUGCAGAAGGGGAAGAAGUAUGUUAUUGGGAAGAAGUUGGAUUUGACGUUUUUGGAUGAUGUCGAGGUGCAGUUGGAUGGGGAGAUUAUGUUCACAGACGACAUCGACUACUGGCAAUCCAACCACUUCUACUUCGACUUCCAAAAGUCCAUCACAUUCUGGGUGUGGGGCGGCAAAGACAUCAAGAUCUUUGGCUCGGGGGUCCUGAACGGAAACGGCCAGCGCUGGUACAACGAGUUUGCAGGCAAAGAGAUCCUCGACCCGGACAAUGUCUUCUACCGACCGAUCCUGUUUACGACGGACAAUGCGACAAGAGUUUCUGUCGAAGGGAUCAAGCAGUUGAAUUCGCCGUGCUGGACGAACUUCUUCGUCCGCAGCAAGGACGUCUCGUUUGACGAUGUGUUUAUUCAUGCUUAUUCGACCAAUAAGUCGGCCCUAGCCAAAAACACAGACGGCUUCGAUUCGCUCAACCUCGACGGACUAACAGUGACCAACACACGCGUGGACGUCGGCGACGACUGCUUCUCGCCGAAGCCCAACACGACGCACAUCUUCGUGCAAAACCUGUGGUGCAACAACACGCACGGGGUCAGCAUGGGCAGCAUCGGGCAGUAUCCGGGGGUGAUGGACGUGAUUGAGCAUGCUUAUAUCCAGAACGUGACGCUGUUGAACGGAGAGAACGGAGCCCGUCUCAAAGCAUGGGCCGGCAAAGACGUCGGCUACGGCCGUAUCAGGAACAUCACAUACAAAGACAUCCACGUCGAAAACACCGACCACCCGAUCGUGCUCGACCAGUGCUACUUCAACAUCGAGGCGCCCGAGUGCGCCGAGUUUCCGUCGCAGGUGAACGUGACUGACAUUCGGUUUGAGAAUGUCUCCGGCACGUCGUCUGGCAAGGCGGGCAAGGUCGUGGGGAGUCUGGUGUGCUCCCCUAAUGCGGUGUGUUCGGACGUGACGCUGGAGAAUAUCGAUUUGAGCAGCCCUGCUGGGGGUCCGCCUGUUGUUGUUUGUGAUGGGAUUGAUGGGGAUAUUGGGGUGGAGUGUCAAUCGAGUUCGUAG
Molecule: messenger RNA, 1332 nt
Organism: Aspergillus campestris IBT 28561
Lineage: Eukaryota; Fungi; Ascomycota; Eurotiomycetes; Eurotiales; Aspergillaceae
Gene: pgxB
Product: putative extracellular exo-polygalacturonase
Exons: 4
Coding region: 1-1332 (443 amino acids)
Biological process (GO): carbohydrate metabolic process
Molecular function (GO): polygalacturonase activity
Source: RefSeq, a predicted model, not a curated record